UUUAAACGUCGUGGUGACACGCGUGUGAGGCUCUGGAGGCCCGGAUGGUGCGCAUGCUGGCCCGGCCGGGAUCGGACGCUGGUGCUGCGCGGGCCUUCCGCGGGUUCCCGAGAGGCCUAGGAGGUCGAGAUCGGGCGCGGCGGAGCGCAGGAGCUUCCGCGGAGCUUGGGACGAGGAGGGUGCGCGCUCCUGCCUGCGGGUUUUGGGGACUCCAGCGAAGGCUGACAGAAGGUCACAGUUCACACAAGAAAGCCAUUAAAGAGACAGCGGGAGAAGCCACCCACGGGUGACAGUCUUAAUGCUCACCCUCCAUGUGCUGGCCUGUUCUGGACUCUACACUUGGCCGUGUUGGUGACUGAGCAGGCUGAAGUCCAGGGGAGUGCCUGCUGGGUCAGUUCCGUCCCUCUCUUGAGAACCUGGUUCCCUUACCUGCUGCAGAGAGAAGCAGCAGCCAGGCUCAGGCACCCCAGGGAUGCACCAUGCCAAUAGUCGAUAAACUGAAGGAGGCUCUCAAGCCUGGCCGCAAGGACUCCGCAGAGGAUGGGGACCUGGGCAGGCUGCUGGCAGCCUCAGCCAAGAAAGUCCUCCUGCAGAGGAUUGAGUUUGAGCCGGCCAGCAGGAGCUUCUCCUACCAGCUGGAGUCCUUGAAGAGCAAAUACGUUCUGUUGAACUCCAGGGCUGAGGGAACCAGUCGCCACAGGAGCGGAGAUGAGCCUCAGGCCAGGAAACCAGGCACUGAGCGUGUGUCUGGAAGUGGAGGCGACGGAGUCCCUGCCCCACAGAAAGUGCUCUUCCCCGUGGAACGACUGUCCUUAAGGUGGGAACGCGUUUUCCGAGUUGGCGCAGGGCUGCACAACCUGGGUAACACCUGCUUCCUGAACUCCACCAUCCAGUGCUUGACCUACACGCCACCUCUGGCCAACUACUUGCUCUCCAAGGAGCAUGCACGGAGCUGUCACCAAGGAAGCUUCUGCAUGCUGUGCGUAAUGCAGAACCACAUGGUCCAGGCCUUUGCCAACAGCGGCAAUGCCAUCAAGCCUGUCUCCUUCAUCAGAGACCUGAAAAAGAUUGCCCGGCACUUCCGGUUCGGGAACCAAGAGGAUGCGCACGAAUUCCUGCGGUACACCAUUGAUGCCAUGCAGAAGGCCUGCCUGAAUGGCUACGCUAAGUUGGAUCGACAGACACAGGCCACUACCCUGGUGCAUCAGAUCUUCGGAGGCUAUCUCAGGUCCCGAGUGAGGUGCUCUGUGUGCAAGAGUGUCUCUGACACCUACGACCCCUACUUGGACAUAGCACUGGAGAUUCGGCAAGCUGCAAAUAUUGUGCGCGCUCUGGAACUUUUUGUGAAAUCAGAUGUCCUGAGUGGAGAGAACGCCUAUAUGUGUGCUAAGUGUAAGAAGAAGGUCCCAGCCAGCAAACGCUUCACCAUCCACAGAACCUCCAACGUCCUGACUCUGUCCCUCAAGCGCUUUGCCAACUUUAGUGGAGGGAAGAUCACCAAGGAUGUCGGCUAUCCAGAGUUCCUGAACAUCCGUCCGUACAUGUCGCAGAGCAGCGGCGACCCUGUCAUGUAUGGGCUCUAUGCUGUCCUGGUGCACUCAGGGUACAGCUGCCACGCUGGGCACUACUACUGCUAUGUGAAGGCCAGCAAUGGACAGUGGUACCAGAUGAACGACUCCUUGGUCCAUUCCAGCAAUGUCAAGGUCGUCCUGAACCAGCAGGCCUACGUGCUCUUCUAUCUGCGGAUUCCAGGUUCUAAGAAAAGUCCUGAGGGCCCUGUCUCCAGGGUGGGCACCACUCUUCCUAGCCGUCCCAAGGUCGUUCCAGACCACCCCAAGAAGAGUCCUGGCAAUGGGGUUGUUCCCUCCCCGCGGAUGGCAAAGCGACAAGACUCAGUGAUGAUGAGAAAGCUGCAGGCCCCUGAGGAGAUUGGCGUGCCUAUGUCCAGAAAUGGCUCCGUUCCUGGUCUGAAGUUACAGAAUGGAUGUGCUCCUGCAAAGACACCUGCCGGGUCCCCCUCCCCAAGAUUCACACCAACACCCACACACGCGCCCACCAUUCUGGAUGAGCCUGGAAAGAAGGUGAAGACGUCAGCCCCUCCGCAGUCUCUCACCGCGUCUCCAACCACCUCUCACGGCUCUCCUGGGACUGGAGAAUCUAGGAGCCAGCGGCCUGGCUCCUGGGCAAGCAGAGACACCAUCUUCUCUACCUCACCAAAGCUCCUGGCCAAAGCCAUUACUAACGGGCACAGGCUGAAGGGGGAAGGCAAUGGUGUGGAUCUGGAGAAGGGGGGUUCGAGCAGUUCGAGCCCCGAGCACUCAGCUAGCAGUGACCCCGCCAAGGCCCCAAAGACCUCAGAGGGCAGAGCUGCACAUGUCUGUGAUUCUCAGGGAACAAACUGUCCCGCCACUGGCCAUCCCAAAGCGCUGUUGAACGGAGUAGAUGCCAAGAUGGUGAAGUUGAAGUCCCCUGCCCUGAGCAGCAGCACCACUGAGCCCACAAGCCUCAUGUCUCCUCCACCAGCCAAAAAGCUGGCCCUGUCCGCCAAGAAGGCCAGCACCCUGUGGAGGGCGACCGGCAAUGACAUCGGUUCACCUUCCCCCUCAGCAUUCUGCGACCUCACCUCCCCCAUGAAAGCCACCUACCCCGUCGUUGCCUCCACUGGGCCUGUCAGUAAGACCAGGGCUGCCGCCCCUGCUCCCCGACCAUCCUCCCACCCCCACUCUGCAUCUCUGUCCAGUAGUAGUCCCAAGCCCUUAGGGACAUCGGAGCCACAGAGCUGCUGCUCUUCUGCCUGGACACCCCUGCCUCAGGUCAAUGGACACUUCACGUCCCACUCAUACCAACUGCCAGAGGCCAGCGAGGCCCUACACAGACCCUCCAAAAAGAGGAAAAAGACCCCUAAUGGAGAUCCCCAGAGUCUGGGUGUAGACACGGUCCUCCCACAGUGCCUCAGGGGAGCACCUGCAGCAGCCUGCAGGAAGAAAAAGAAGUGCCUGGAGGCUGAGGCUGCCACAGCUCCCCCGCUGGAAGGCCAGUGUCAGGACCAGUCUUGGAGUCCCAGGGGCCAGAAGGAAGAGGGUACGCAGCCCCAGGUAAAUGGCCACCACGUGAGUCACAUCCUGGACAAUUACCAUGUGAGCAGCAGGAAAAAGAGGAAGAGGAAAAGAUCAGAAGGGCUCAGCCAAGAAGCCACCCUGUCCCAGGGCCUGACUCAGCAUAGCUGUUCCCCUGCAGACCACAGUGAGCCUGAGGCCAGGACAGAGUCUCAUAAGAAGAAGAAGAAAAGACGGAAAAGAAAGCCUGAGCCACAGCAGGAAGAAGAGAGCGAGCAUCCAGAAGGCCAGAGGAGCCCAAGGCCCAGUGUCACCCCAGUCCCUGGGUCGAGUGUGAAUAGCCACCCUCCUAGUAACUGCCUGGGGCUGGGACAAGCACCUCUCGUUACCUGGAACAGAGAUGGAGAACCCGAUGUGGUCCAGGAGUUGCUUCAGGACUCAUCCGAUAAGGCUUAUGGGAAAAAAGUUUUGACCUGGGACGGCGAGCCUUCAGCUGUCAGUCAGGACGCCAUCAAAGACAGCAGGUUGGCCCAGACCCAGACCGUGGUUGAUGACUGGGAUGAAGAGUUUGAUCGAGGGAAGGAAAAGAAAAUUAAAAAGUUCAAGAGAGAAAAGAAGAGAAACUUCAACGCCUUCCAGAGACUUCAGAGUAGACGCAACUUUUGGUCUGUGACUCAUCCUGCUAAGGUGGCCAGCCUCAGCUAUCGCCGCUGAGCUCACUGCAGUCGUUAGAGGAAGACCAGGUGCCUGUGCCACAGUGUCCAGAGCUGUCACAUCACAUCCUUGGAACUGUCUACUUGGACCUGAGGCGCGGCCUUGUGCAAUCUCCUCUGCACUGAGCCUGCCAUGGUGGAGGCUCCUGGUCCCACUGUUCACAGAUGAUCCUCUGAUGGUUGAAGCUCACAAGAGAAAACCUGGCCUGUGGUGUGCACUGACAGUAACCUUGGAGACCUCAGGAAAGGCUGAGCCUCUUAGACCUCAUAGACCUGGGGCUGUCAGACAAGGAGCCAACGAGGCAUCUCCCAGCAUGCCCUUCACUCAGAAGGGUGGCAUUUGGUGGCGCCUUUUCUGGGGAGCCUCCCUUUGCUCUCUGAAGCUGGAGCUGUCUCAUGGCUGUCCUCUCAGAGCGGCCUCUGUAUGACUAACUGUCAGCUGCAGCAAGAGCAAGCCCCGCUGACUGCGCUGUCCCUACCCCCACCCCCAAAGUGCAUCUCCUUGAGAGUGCCACUCCUAGAAAGCUGCAGCUGCUCAGCAUGGGAGAAGCUCUUCCUCUCAGGCUGCCAGCCCUGCGGGGAGACCGGCAAGCUCCUACAUCUGCCAUGACCUGUGGGUCUCUGUCAAGGCGGUGGUCUUUGGAGACGAAUUCUCCGUUAUUUUACUACUUAUGAUAAAGCCUUUAUUUUUGACCAGGCCUGUGGCUACCAGUAGCAAUAUGUUUCCCUGAUAUGCAGACACUGGCUUUGUUUGCUCAGUUUUGUGAGUGCUUUGAAGUUGGCAUGAUUGCCUUCCCUGUCUUUCUCAAGCUGCCCCUGUGGACUUAGUGUUUGCAGACAAGACUCCUCAGUGAGGGAAGACAGCACCCAGGAGAUGGAAGGCGCCAAAAGGCUCCUCCUCAUGGGGUGCAUCUCUUCGUUCCCCAAGCCCUAGCCUGCUCUGGGCUUGGCUCCUUAGUCUGGGCCUCUUGGGAGGGGCGGGCUGCCUUCUCAUUCCCAUGUGUAGUGUUCUGUUCAGCUGCAGGCUCAGGGUCUCACUUGCUGCAGAUGUGGGAAAAAGCGUUGUGUUCUCCGUGGCCCGGAGGUGAGGUCAUGUUUCUGUGUGGGUGUUUCCUUCCUGUUUGUUUCUUUCCCUUUAGAAAAAGGAGAGAACAGUGCUGCAGGAUGGGUCCGCUGGGUGAGCGAGUCUUCCAGCCGAAUGUGGUGGUCUUUGUGUGGUUGCUGUUCUGGGUAUCGUGUCCAGGAGUGUCUCGGAGGGAGGGAGGCACCUUUCAGAGGCAGGGAUUGUCCUUCUGAGGUUCUGCCAUCCUUCCUGUAGCAGCUGCUUCCCGGGUGCAUUUGUUUUCCUUAUGACGUUCUAGUAGAAAGUUGUAGAGCUGCCAGCACAGAACUGAUCUGUCUCCUCUGUCUCCUCCAGGGGCGUACGUAUAGUCCCUGCCUCUUGGGCAGUCAUGAUCCCCUCUGUCUCCUCCAAGGACAUAUAGUCCCUGCCUCUUUGGCAGUUGGGACCCCUCUGCCGUCCUGACUUCUGUCCGUGUUGCUGUCAGUGAAAGCAAGACCAUUUCUUCCUUAGAAGCCAUUAGGAACAGGCCAUGGGCAGAAUGAGUUCUUGGUGAUGUACUGACAUAAUAACUGAAGCUUUCCUAAAAGUAGUCAUUUUGUUGGAUCAAAUCAAAUCAGUUUGAACUUUGUGCUUGGCAGUAGAUGUGGCUUAGGCCCAUUUGCAGUGGGCCACCUCCCUGGUGUUUCUGUUCUUGCUCACCUGCCUGUUAGGGGCUGUUUCCAUCCAGCGUCCUGUGUGGCUGCAUCUGUAUGUGUGCAGGAACCCUGUAUUCUUCCUCUUCCUCUUCAGGGGUCCCCAGAUAUUGCCAAGAUCUUGGUGCAAUAAAGUAAUGCAUUUUUUUGUGU
This is a messenger RNA of Mastomys coucha (southern multimammate mouse), 5677 nucleotides long. RefSeq names its product ubiquitin specific peptidase 36 (gene Usp36). The record is from RefSeq and is a predicted model, not a curated record. The transcript has 21 exons. Gene Ontology annotation, molecular function: cysteine-type endopeptidase activity; cysteine-type deubiquitinase activity. Bases 480 to 3770 code for a protein of 1096 amino acids. NCBI's taxonomy places the organism in Eukaryota, Metazoa, Chordata, Mammalia, Rodentia, Muridae. Gene Ontology annotation, cellular component: cytosol; nucleus. Gene Ontology annotation, biological process: regulation of apoptotic process; protein deubiquitination.